AGUGGCUGGGUGUGGUACGAGUGUAGCUAUGAAUGCGAUCUGCAGGCUCUCGCCAAGAAAAUGCACGCGAUGAUCGGUGGUCUGGCGACGGUGUUGGCCAUACUGAAUCCAAUGAUCGCACUCGCCCGACCAGCCCCAGAUUCCAGUACUCGUCCAUUCUUCAAUUGGUUGCACUGGGGGCUUGGACUGGGCGGAUGGGAUGUGCGAGUU
Molecule: messenger RNA, 210 nt
Organism: Mesorhabditis spiculigera
Lineage: Eukaryota; Metazoa; Nematoda; Chromadorea; Rhabditida; Rhabditidae
Source: the annotation of a GenBank genome assembly